CUGGACAUCCCCCUCCUCUCUCUGCCCCGAGCCAGCGUGGCGCCCGCCUUCUACCUUGUCCCGCCGCCUGGGGUCGCCGCCCUGUGGGAACAGGACAGUUGGAACGCGGAAUUGGAUGAAGUAAUUGAUCACUAAUGAACUACAGUGCUGUUGAGAUGUGCAAGAAAUUAUAAAGAGCGCUGAUGGGCUAUUUGGGUGAUACCCAGUGCAGUGAACUGCAGGAUUUUUGUCCCUGAGUCAUGGAAGACAGAAGAGCUGAAAAGUCAUGUGAACAAGCAUGUGAGUCAUUGAAGAGGCAGGACUAUGACAUGGCCCUCCAGCACUGCACAGAGGCCCUGCUUUCCCUUGGCCAGUACUCCAUGGCAGACUUCGCAGGGCCAUGUCCACUGGAUAUAGAGCGUAUCAAAAUCGAGAGUCUUCUUUACAGAAUUGCCUCAUUCUUGCAACUGAAAAACUACGGGCAAGCUGAUGAAGAUUGUAGGCAUGUACUGGGGGAAGGACUGGCCAAGGGAGAGGCUGCCUUCCGGGCGGUGCUGUGCUGCAUGCAGCUCAAAGGGAAGCUCCAGCUUGUGUCCUCCAUCCUUGCCAAGUCACUAUCAGGAGAGUCUCUGAAUGGGAUGGUAACGAAAGAUUUGACAAGACUCAAGACACUUCUCGCAGAGACGGAGACAGCAACAAGUAAUGUCCUCUCUGGAUGUCAUGUGGAAGACUUAGAUGAAGGGUCUUGUAACGGUUGGCAUUUCCGCCCGCCACCCAGGGGAAUCACAAGCAGCGAGGAAUAUACUUUGUGUAAAAGGUUUUUAGAGCAAGGAAUCUGUAGGUAUGGUGCCCAGUGUACUUCAGCACAUUCCCAGGAAGAACUAGCAGAGUGGCAGAAAAGGUACGCCUCCCGGUUAAUAAAACUGAAGCAGCAAAAUGAGAACAAACAGCUCUCGGGCAGCUACAUGGAGACCUUGAUAGAGAAGUGGAUGAGCUCGCUGUCUCCUGAGAAAGUGCUUAGCGAAUGCAUAGAGGGAGUUCAGGUGGAGCACAACCCUGACCUGUCGGUCACCGUCAACACCAAAAAAUCUCACCAGACAUGGACCUUUGCUCUGACCUGUAAGCCUGCAAGAAUGCUGUAUCGGGUAGCAUUGCUUUAUGAUGCUCAUCGUCCUCAUUUUAGUAUCAUUGCCAUAUCUGCCGGAGAUAGUACUACCCAGGUAUCACAAGAAGUCCCUGAAAACUGUCAAGAAUGGAUAGGAGGAAAGAUGGCCCAAAAUGGAUUAGAUCAUUACGUGUAUAAAGUCGGGAUAGCAUUUAACACAGAAAUAUUUGGAACUUUUCGCCAAACCAUAGUUUUCGACUUUGGAUUGGAGCCAGUACUCAUGCAAAGAGUAAUGAUUGAUGCAGCUUCUACAGAAGAUCUUGAAUAUCUGAUGCAUGCAAAACAGCAGCUGGUAACCACAGCCAAGCGCUGGGAUUCUUCUUCUAAGACUAUUGUAGAUUUUGAACCUAAUGAAACUACUGACUUGGAGAAGAGCCUUCUGAUCAGAUACCAAAUUCCUCUUUCUGCUGACCAGCUGUUUACACAGUCCGUUUUAGACAAAUCAUUGACCAAGGCUAACUAUCAGUCACGGUUGCAUGACCUGCUUUAUAUUGAGGAGAUAGCCCAGUAUAAAGAAGUCAGCAAGUUCAACCUUAAAGUGCAAUUGCAGAUUUUAGCAAGCUUCAUGCUCACUGGAGUUUCUGGGGGUGCAAAGUAUGCUCAGAAUGGACAACUUUUUGGUCGUUUUAAGCUUACUGAAACCCUUUCUGAAGAUACUUUGGCUGGAAGACUGGUGAUGACCAAAGUCAAUGCUGUUUAUUUAUUACCAGUCCCUAAAGAGAAGCUAGUACAGACCCAGGGAACCAAAGAGAAGGUUUAUGAAGCUACUAUUGAAGAAAAAACAAAAGAGUAUAUAUUUUUAAGGAUAUCCAGGGAAUGCUGUGAAGAGCUUAAUCUUCGGCCUGACUGUGACACACAGGUCGAGCUUCAGUUUCAGUUGAAUCGAUUACCCCUCUGUGAAAUGCAUUAUGCACUAGACAGGAUUAAGGACAAUGGUGUUUUGUUUCCAGACAUCAGUAUGACUCCUACCAUACCUUGGAGUCCUAACAGACAAUGGGAUGAGCAGUUGGAUCCUCGGCUAAAUGCAAAACAGAAGGAAGCUGUUCUGGCCAUCACCACACCGCUCUCCAUCCAGCUGCCACCUGUCCUCAUCAUCGGACCCUAUGGGACAGGCAAAACCUUCACGCUGGCUCAGGCCGUCAAGCACAUACUGCAGCAGCAGGAGACGAGCAGGAUUCUCAUUUGCACCCAUUCUAAUAGUGCUGCUGACCUCUACAUAAAGGAUUAUUUACAUCCAUAUGUAGAAGCAGGCAAUCCCCAGGCAAGACCUCUCAGGGUGUACUUCCGAAACCGCUGGGUGAAGACUGUCCACCCGGUUGUGCACCAGUACUGUUUGAUCUCAAGCACACAUUCCACCUUUCAGAUGCCCCAGAAGGAAGACAUUCUUAAACAUCGAGUGCUGGUGGUCACACUGAAUACUUCCCAGUACCUCUGCCAGCUGGACCUUGAACCCGGGGUUUUUACGCACAUUCUGUUAGAUGAAGCUGCCCAGGCCAUGGAAUGCGAGACCAUUAUGCCUCUAGCCUUGGCCACGAAAGACACGCGGAUUGUUUUGGCUGGUGAUCAUAUGCAGCUCAGUCCUUUUGUUUACAGCGAGUUUGCCAGGGAGAGAAACCUUCACGUUUCAUUACUUGAUCGACUCUACGAGCAUUACCCUGCCGAGUUUCCAUGUAGGAUCCUCCUCUGUGAGAACUACCGCUCCCAUGAAGCUAUCAUCAACUAUACCUCUGAGCUUUUCUAUGAGGGUAAACUGAUGGCCAGUGGAAAGCAGCCAGCACACAAGGACUUCUACCCACUAACGUUCUUUACUGCACGAGGGGAAGACGUACAAGAGAAAAAUAGCACAGCCUUUUAUAACAAUGCAGAGGUGUUUGAAGUGGUGGAGCGUGUAGAAGAGCUAAGAAGGAAGUGGCCAGUUGCCUGGGGGAAGUUAGAUGAUGGCAGUAUUGGUGUGGUGACUCCAUAUGCUGACCAGGUGUUUAGGAUCCGUGCUGAACUUCGGAAAAAGAGACUCUCGGAUGUGAAUGUAGAAAGGGUGCUGAAUGUUCAAGGAAAGCAAUUCAGAGUUCUGUUUCUUAGCACAGUACGUACACGCCACACUUGCAAGCAUAAGCAGACACCGAUUAAAAAGAAAGAGCAACUUCUGGAAGACUCCACUGAGGACUUGGAUUAUGGUUUUUUGUCUAACUACAAACUUCUCAAUACUGCCAUCACAAGAGCACAGUCCCUGGUUGCUGUGGUGGGAGACCCUGUUGCUCUGUGCUCUAUUGGAAGGUGUAGGAAGUUUUGGGAGCGAUUUAUUGCCCUGUGUCAUGAAAAUCAUAGCCUACAUGGGAUCACAUUUGAACAGAUCAAGGCACAGUUAGAGGCUUUAGAACUCAAGAAGACAUAUGUGUUGAAUCCACUGGCUCCUGAAUUUAUUCCCCGGGCUUUACGACUGCAGCAUUCAGGAAACAGCAGCAGACUGCAGCAGUCACCACCCAAGGGGAAAAGCCUUCAUCAUCCCCAGAGCGACCAUUUCCAGAAUGAUGGUGUUGUUCAGCCCAAUCCUUCUGUACUCAUUGGCAAUCCUAUUAGAGCAUUUACACCUCCACCCCCUCUUGGACCUCACCCAAGUUUGGGAAAGUCUCCAAGCCCCGUUCAAAGAAUAGAUCCUCACACCGGGACAAGUAUUCUUUAUGUACCUGCUGUCUAUGGAGGGAAUGUGGUCAUGUCGGUGCCUUUGCCUGUGCCAUGGACAGGAUACCAGGGUAGGUUUGCAGUUGAUCCUCGGAUUAUUACACACCCAGCAGCGAUGGCCUACAAUAUGAACUUAUUACAUACACAUGGACGUGGAUCGCCGAUCCCCUAUGGCCUUGGACAUCACCCACCUGUCAACAUAGGGCAGCCGCAGAAUCAGCAUGUAGAGAAGGAUCAACAGGAGCAAAAUCGAAACGGUAAAACUGAUACAAAUAACCCUGGACCUGAAAUUAAUAAGAUCCGAACACCAGAGAAAAAGCCUACAGAGCCCAAACAGGUUGAUUUGGAAUCAAAUCCACAGAACAGAAGUCCUGAAUCACGUCCCAGCGUUGCUUAUUCCAAUAUGAAAUUUCCUCGAAAAGAUAAUCUCAACCCACGACACGUAACUCUUCCUCUUCCUGCACCACACGCACAGUAUGCAAUCCCUAGCCGCCAUUUUCAUCCGCUUCCUCAGCUACCCAGGCCACCAUUUCCCAUUCCCCAGCAGCACACCUUGUUAAAUCAGCAGCAGAAUAAUUUGCCUGAACAACCAAAUCAGGUGGCACCCCAGCCAAAUCAGGUGGCACCCCAGCCAAAUCAGGUGGUCCAGCAGCAAAGCCAGGCACCACCACAGGCCCCGCAGCCACUGCCUCAACUCCCUCCUGCAUUUCAGGCAGGGUCUACCAGUGCGUUUUUCAAUAAUGCAGCUGCUCACAGACCACAGUCUCCUGCUGCAGAGGCUGUGGUUCCCGAGCAGCAGCCACCUCCCGUGCUUCCUGACGGUCACAGUCCGCUGAGAGCCAUCACACAGCCUGGUCCCAUCCUGGCAUCUCCUCUGAACAACUUUGUUGAUGAGAGCUCCCCAGGAUUGCCUAUAGGAGAUGCUUUGGAUCGAGUACAUGGAAGUGUAGCUCUGGAGACACUGAGGCAGCAGCAGGCCCGGCUGCAGCAGUGGAGUGAACAGCAUGCCUAUCUCAGCCAGGGCAGCAUCCCGUAUCCACACCAUCACCAUCCUCACCUCCCGCAUCUUCCCCAGCCUCCCCUUGGCCUCCACCAGCCAGCAGUGAGGGCAGAGUGGAAACUUGCUGGCAGAGUUGAGGAUGAAGCAGAGACACCAUUCUCAAGGUUUCAAGACUUACUCAGAGAGCUGUCUCAUCGUGACCAAGGUGACACCCGAGAACAGACUGAAAUGCCACCACCUCAAUCAAGACUUUUGCAAUACAGACAAGUUCAGACCAGAAGCCCACCAGCAGUCCCGUCCCCCCCUUCCACCACAGACCACAGCAGCCACUUUUCUAACUUUAAUGACAACAGCAGAGACAUUGAAGUAGCCAACAACCCAGCAUUCCCACAGCGCCUCCCACCUCAGCUCUUCGGCUCCCCCUUUUCGUUGCCAUCUGAACACCUUGCCCCACCUCCCCUGAAAUACCUGGCUCCUGAAGGAGCGUGGAAUUUUGCUAACUUGCAACAGAAUCACUUAAUAGGGCCGGGUUUUCCCUAUGGCCUACCUCCAUUGCCUCCCAGGCCACCGCAGAACCCUUUUCUACACAUACAGAACCAUCAACAUGCUAUUGGUCAAGAGCCCUUUCACCCCCUGUCACCUCGCACAGUAUCUUCUUCUUCGCUCCCCAGCCUAGAAGAGUAUGAGCCCAGAGGACCUGGUCGGCCCUUGUACCAAAGAAGAAUUUCAUCUAGCUCAGCCCAGCCUUGUGUGGAAGAGGCAAGUACUCCACAAGGCAGCCUGGCUCAGGGCAAAGAACUGCAGGACCGCAAUCGCCCUCCUGCUUUCAGCUUCCCAGCCCCUGAGUCCUGGGCCAACACCACCUCGUCUGCCCCCUACCAGAACAUUCCGUGCAAUGGACCCAGCAGGACAGCACAGCCCAGAGAGUUGAUAGCACCACCCAAGACUGUCAAACCCGCUGAGGAUCAGCUGAAGCCUGACGGCACGGAGGUGUCCAGUUCCUUCAACUACACGGUGCUGCAGCACCUUGGCCAGUUCCCUCCCCUCAUGCCCAACAAGCAGAUCGCAGAGUCGGCCAACAGCAGCAGCCAGCAGAGCCCGGCAGGGAGCAAGCCCGCCAUGUCCUAUGCCAGUGCGCUGCGUGCCCCGCCCAAGCCCAGACCGCCACCCGAGCAGGCCAAGAAGGGCAGCGACCCGCUGUCCCUGUUCCAGGAGCUCAGCCUGGGUAGCAGCCCGGGCAGCAACGGCUUCUACUCCUACUUCAAGUGACCGCGCGCACUCUCAGAACGUUGAGGUCGAGUUUGUCGUAGGGUUGAGGUGGCAGGCUCCUCUGUGCACAGUCUCUGCGUGAUGUUGACCGCGCGCUCACUCGGCCCCUUGCUGCUAGACCUGCGCCUAAGUUUAAAAGUAUAUUCCAUUACUUUGCAUUUUUGAUGUGAGUCAGAACUUUGACAGCUUUUAUGUAGAAUAAAAAUAUUUUUAAAUUCGUGUAUUGUUACAUAUGUUUGCAUCAAGCUAGCAGCUAAGAGGUUAAUUGUGCAACUAUAAAAAAGAAAAAAAAAUUUGUCUAAAAUGUAUUUAAAAAGAAAAAAUGUUAAGUAGCAUUUACAUUUAUUCAAUAAUAUUACCACAUGCUGGGUUUCUGUACCAGAAAUGGCCAGUUGUUGUACAAAUGUAUGUUAUUUUUGCUUAAAUUCAUUUAAAAAUUUUUUUAAAUAAAGGGGCAGCAUCUUCUAAAUACUUUAUCAGCUUUUUUUUUUUUUUUUUUGGUGACAGGAUGCUGUAUUCUAAAACUUUCAGAGUUUUAGACUAUCUGUGACAUGCUGUUCUCUCCAUCAGCGUAGGGUAAAGGUCAAGGCCUUCUUUGCCCGUGUAUUCUGUAUGCCAUUGGGUUUUGAAAUGUGAAAAAAAAAGAAAAAGAAAAAAGAAAAAAAAAAGAAAACAAAAACAACAAUAACAAAAAAAGUCAGCAACCCAAAACCCAGUGGCAUAUUUAGUUUUUGUUGUUUGGGUUUUUUGGAGAAGCAACGCUUACAGCUUGUUUUUAAUGUUAAUUUCAUAGUAUGGUUUUGUUGUUGUUGUUGUUUUUGGUUUUUUUGUUUUUGUUUUUUAAACAAAUCAUGAAGCUGAAAAAUUUUUAGGAUUGUUGGUGCUUAGUAGACUUGAUAACUAUUUUAAAACUGCGUGAAUUUAGUGAAAAAAAAAUCUUCUUUCUCAUUCUGCAUGUGUAAGUGUUUGUAGCCUGGCCCCUCCUCCAGGGCAGAAAGAACUGUGCCGACUAAAGGUUUGGGUUUCUUUUCCUCCAGUGAAAAUUUUGGUACCUUAUUUGAUGUUUACAUUAAGAUAUGACAUUACACAUGGCAAUUCUAAGAUUUUUCUAGUUGUUCUGUGUGAGGAAGAUCAUAAAAGAACAGUGUUUGUCCAAAAAUCGAUCAAAUCUAGGGCAUGUUUCGUAUCUUUUGAUUCUUCAGGAAUUCCCCCUUGAACUCACUGAACAUAAAAAAUUUAAACAACUGUCUGCAGUAGUCUGCAGCCCGACAGUUGUGAAUGAAUGUGGAAAGGGAGGAAGAGGCUGUCCUUUCCAUGUGUUCUUUGACACAUUUGAAGUAAUGAAUGUUCUUAUCGGUUCCUGAUCUAGUAGUUCUGAUCUUGUAUUUCUGAGAUGUCUUGAGACUACAAUAUAUCUUUUUUUUUUCUUUUUAAAUUAAGAUGAGGCCAGGGGAUAUUUCAAAAGAGCCAACCUUCCUGAUGAUCAUUCGAGCACAAUUUUCUGGAAGACUCUUUUGAGAGAACUUUUUUAACUGGGUUGAAAGUGGCAAGGGGAAGGUAGAAUUACUACAUCUGUAUGACUAGGGGUUAGUCUGUGGCGGCCAUCUAUGGCCUCCUGGAACCCCUAGACAACGUGGGAUAAAAGGCUGCAUUGGUUAAGGGCUAGCCAACUCUAGGACCAAUGAUGCAGCCUCUCUAAUUCAGUUCCACCUUUGUGCUCAGGGCUGAGCCAUUGGUACCUGGCUUCCUGUCUCAGGCUGACCACCUCUUUUGAGGUGGCAGAUGUGGACCCACAAACUGGAGAUGCGUUAAUGGAUAGUACAAAUCACAGCAGGGGAGUGGAUCUAGUGAGCCAGGGUACCACACUCUCUGCAUGAUGUGACAUCAUCACAUUGCUGGGCAUGUUUUAGGCUGAACAAGACAACUUUUGCCACAGGCCUCUGUGUUUUCUAACUGUGUGCCCAAACAAGAAGUAGGACUCCCCCAUGAUGAGGCUGUACGUCCCAUCGGUGAUAGCCCCCACUCCCACACUUGCCCACCCCCACACAUGCAGACACACGGGACAGCAGCACAUGCUGGGCAAGUGUUCAGAGCCAUUUUGCUAAUUCAGACAGAACUAUACUGUUUUGGUUCCCCUCUCAUGAGCAGAUUAUUGCCUAGUUUUCUGUUUCUCAUACUUGAACCUUUAAAAAAUGUCAGUUUGUAAAUUAUUUAUGUUUAGUUAAGGUCACAUGUGCUGUGCCCUGUCAUCUUCUGUAAAGACACUGAUGGUAGGACACCUUGGGCGAGGAGCCCAUCGGAGUGCAGUGACAUUCUCAAAGUGGUUAUUUCUAAGAAAUGACACUAGCUACUUACUUGUGACUGCUGCGUUGUGAAUGUCUGAGUAUUCCCAUCUCUGUCUUGAUUCUGCAGCUAGUAGAGGAUUUGUCUCUGUGUUUUCCUGUUCUGUAUACAGGCUUAUUUUAACCCUACUCCCCGAUUUCCAGUGUCUGUCUUCCCAUCCGGGCUCAAAGGAGCCUGUUACUCAUGACCAGCAGCAUCUAGUAACAGUCUUCGGCAGAUCCCACCAAAAGAACCAUUGUGAAUUCUCCCUGCUGGCUCUUCGCUGUUACUUGGCUAGUGUUAGCAGGGUUAGUCAGUGUCAUGAAAAUAGCUUAUUUCAUUUCUCAGAUUGAACUUUAGAGCUCAGACAGAACAUGCACACAUAUGUGUGUGUGUGUAUAUAUAUGUGUGUGUGUUUGUUUACAUACAUAAGCACACCCUCUUUUUUUUUUUUUUUUAAAGAAAACUUGAUAGCUCUGUGAACUUGAUAGCUCUGUGAACUUGAUAGCUCUGUGAUGCCCUUUUCUUCUGGAUGGAUUUCUCCUGAGGUCAUUUUAUGAUUUCUUUGUUCUUUUGAUCAGUGGAGUUUCCCUGUCCCUGCCAGUACUGAUUUUAGUCAUUUCACUACAACUUGAAGUAUUUCUUUCCCUCCCUCUCUCCCUUCCUUCCUGCAUCUUUUUCUUUCUUUCACUCUUUUACAUGAUCAUUCAUAGUGUUCAUGCUAAGUUUGAUCCCCCUUCCCCUCUUGAUUGAAAAAUAAAUUCCUGUUGAGAGUUGAUCAACCUCAUGCACUGUAUCCUGGAUUUUUUUCUGGUGUGUUUUUCAAAGAAGUCCGUUCUAGCUCUGUCAUUGCUAUAAUAUCUUGUCCUUGCUCAAUCAGUAGUUAAUUAUUGACCAUUCAAACUAACGACCUCGGCCUUCCCAUCUUGACACAGACAUGCUUUCUGUGUGGGCGGGCCAUGUUGUAUGAGGAAAACAUCAAAUUGUCUGGUGUGGGUUCUUUUGCUUUUGUUUUAUUCUAAUCAAGAUUCUAGGAUAAGUUCAGGUUUGGUCUGAGCAUCAACUGAUCUUUUCUGCUCAGAGAACAAAAUAAGCAGAAAUCUUGUGGAAUAAGCAUUACCCAAUUAAACAUAAAGCCUGUUUAUGUAAGAGGUUUCCUUGUGUCUGAAGGCACUGAAGUUCUGAAGAAGCUGUGUCUUUCUAACCUUGAGCUCGUGUGUUGUGUUAUGUUGCAUAGUGUAGUUGAUAGUUCUGUUUGAUAUGUUUCAUUUGGAGAGCAAACUGAAAACAUAAAAGAACAUAUCUCUAGCCACUGUGACUAAGAGUCAGGAUAUGAAAACAAUUUUAGGUUAAAUCUGAGUAUUUCAACUAUGGUCGUGGAAAAAGUUAGAUUUCCUAAAAUAGUUGAUUUUUUAGGAGAAAAAAUCAUUGUGUGAAAGAAUCAUUGCAUAGUGGAGAGUUUUGUUAAUAGAAAAAUUCUAUAAAAACAUAAGAUUAAAACUUCCCAUAUAGUAAAAUAUAUACAUUGCUGCUUUAAAAUAUUUAGGCUGUUCAUCCCUCCCCACCCACCUGUCGACUUCCUCACGGCUAAGCUUGUCUUUUCUUAUCAAAUAGACAAUGUUUGCCUUUCCCUCAACAUAUGAAGACCAUCACCCUGUGUAUCUUUUUCUUCUGGGUACAAAUGUCCUGGGAGAUCACUUGUCCUUUGAUCGAUAUUCAUACUGCCUAGAAAUGAGAAGAAGGGUGAGUGAUGCUUCAGCUAGGACUUCUUGUUCAGAAUAGCCCUCCGGAUGUCCCCCUCCGGAUGUCCCCCUCCGGAUGUCCCCCUCUGGAUGUCCCCCACGGUAUCAUGUACCCAGACGGAGUACGCAUCAUGUCGGCUUCACAUUUCCCUCUGAGACUUGACAGCAAGACUGCUAAGUUCACACUCGGCCAGUUUCAUCCCUGUUUAAUUAGCAACCCCAAGACCACUGAAAGGGGGAGAUUUUUGCUAGCAUUUGACAUUCUAAUAAGAUAUCAGAAAGUGGUAUUAUGUCAUCAACUCGAAGCUAGAAUGUCAGGUUAGACAGGUUUUGUUUUUGUUUUUUAAGUUUUAGUGUAACAUUCAGACAUUUGAACCUACUGGAAUUACCUACUUUAGAGUGAUCUUUAAAAAAACCUUCCCUGUUUAAAAAAUGUUUUGUAAGGGAGGUACCUAAUAGAAUCGAGACUUUGACUUGUAAGCCUUGGGGAAAUCCCAGCCCGUUUAUACAGGGGUACCCUGAAUCUUUCCGAAAUAGGUUUCCAGAGAAAGCCCACGUGUCUUGUAGUUUCAGUCAUCAGAGUGGUAGAUCAGACUUUACUUGCAAUUUGUUCAACAGAGAGAUUUUAUUUUGAUACAAAUAUUAAACAUAAAGCAUAGUAAGUUUUAUAUCAUUCUAUGAGUUCAUUAAACAAUAUUAUGAGAUUUUCAGUAUGUUUUUGGGGUCUUUUUGGCUAUUUCUACCUCUGUACUUUAUUUAGCAUACUAGCAUGUGGCUGCCUGCCUUAGAAUGAUGUAUGGGAGGGGGAAUCAAUAUUACCUUUUAAGAAAUUUUUGAUUUUUAUGGGAUAAUUGUUUUACUAUUUUAAUGUUUGAAAGUGAAGGGGGAAUGGGUGGCAGAUUACAUACAGUGAUAGCUAUUUACAAAUCUAUCGUAUAUUAAGAUUUUAGAAUUGUGAGCAAGAUCGAGCAAAAAAGAAAAAAAGUGAUUGUGAAGCUGAAGGCAGCCUCAGCUCUCCCUGGACGGGCUGCUGAAGUGCAGGUUGCUGUACCCACCCGCAGGGUGGCCACACAGCUGUCCAGGGGGUGCACUUUGAAGACCACUGGUCUAGAGAAAGUCAGGGGGUCCUCAUCUCUUUACUCUUGGGUCAUUUUAGUCAUCCUGACACCACAAGUGGCCCAUCCAUGGAAAAAGCUCUCUCUACCUUUGGGGUCUCUGCUGUGUCUCCUUAUUAGGAUGCAGGGGUGCUUUCAUUUCUAGGGUGAGUUUGUUGUUAGGGACGCAGCUGCCUGGCUGUCGUCUGGAAGCUGUGCAUUUGUGGGAUGUGCUUAGAGUCAACCUUGGUCCCUACACUUGGGAGGGAGACAGAAUUGUGGAAAGAAGCCAUCAGAUGCCCCAAGAGUGCAUUUGCACUUAUUGAGGCUCUUAGUGCAGGAGUCCCUGUCCUAGGGUAGCAGUGACAUGGAGCCUCAGAAACUUUGGGUAGUCCCCAGUUAAUGGAGUCGAUAGCUUUUCAUCUUUUUUUCUUCUUUGUCUUCUUUGGUAUGUGUGUUGGGGGCGAGGGCAAAGAAUUUACUUUCAUAUUAUAUGUUUCUCAGGUUAACAAAGUUAUUUUGAGUUCUCUGCCAUGCCAGCAGGUGUUAGGGAGAGCAUGGGUGUGUAUGUGGCAGAAAAGAAGCAAUCGUUUCUGAUUCCCUUGCUACCUUGAAGAACUUUGUAUGUUUGUAGAAGAAUUGAGGGGAACACACCCCCUCCACAGCAUGAGUGACGCCUAAGUCAUAGCAGACAUGGAUGAGCAAGUUAUUUUUGAGAAAGAAACUUCCUACAGCAUAAUAAACCUGACAGGUCUUUGGAUGUUUUCACAUUUGUGUAUUGUGUUCCAUGUUUAGCCUGGGCUACAGCUCUAUGGGUACUGGGCUCUGCUUCUUGUGUUUAGUUUGGCUUUGAAUUUACUGUUACUAGCAAGAAAAUGAAUCUAUGUUUAAGGUAAUAGAAUGUAGAACAACAUAGGCGUAGAAGUAUAAUACACAGUGGCCAUCCUAGAGCGCACAGUUUUCGAAUUUUUACCCCCAGUACUUACUGCCUGAAAGGCCCGGGAAGCUUUGGCUGCAGGUUGCGGGUGUGUGUGUUCAGCACUGCUUCCUCAACGCACCCCCAGCUCCUAAGGGACUUUGGUUUAUUUGCAAUUUGUCUUGCAUGAUAACCCUUUGUAUCUUUAGGGAGGUCAGAGGACUCUUUCAUCCAGGUUAAAGUCCCAAAGUGUCAAAUAUACUUGAGACUGUUUCUCACCAACACCCCUUCCCACGCACACACGGAGGAACGGUCCUCGAUUUUUAUGUAUCAGGACCUCACCUGCUCCUAUAAAUCUGUAUAUGACAUUAUGUACAUCAAGUACUGUAUCUGGUUUCUGUGCCCGCCAUCUGACCUGAUUGUUUGAAACCCAUAAAGGUACUGGUUAUAUGUGAUAGUUGCAUCCCAGGGGAAUAGAGUGGUUCAAAUACUUUCUCUAAAUUAUAAAGCUAAUGGGGUUUGCAUUUUAGUAGAGUCCUAAUAUUAGUGACACAGGAUCUUUCUUUUUACUGUUUAAAAAAAAAAAAACAAUUCUCUAAAUGUGGUCAGUGAUGGAUAGGAUCAGUCACGUGGUAGAUUCAUUCUGGGUCUUCUAUUGGAAAAGCCUUCAUAAGGGAGGCCAUAUAUAAAACCACCCUGGUCCAUUUGUGUUACAAGUACCACUUAUGCAGCAUCUAAUUAAGCAUAAUCUACGGCAAAAGUAAUAGCAAUGACUAUGUUCCUUUGCAGUAUAUCAUACCUCAUCUGGGAGGCCCUAAUACCUGAAGAGUUUAUUCUUAAAAGUAAAGAUGAUUUUGUACAUUAAGAUAACCCCCAAAGCUGUCCUCCAAGGCUUUUCUUUUCUCCUUUCUUCCUUUCCUCACUUGGGUUUUGGAGUCCCUUAGCUUAUGCUACUUCCUUAAGACAUGUUUUGAGCCCGGGAGUCUAUGGUGUGAUCAUUGUCAGUGAAGUUCUUUUGUUUUAAAAGAUUCAUGGUAACACAAAAUGUAUUUUACUGCUACAACUAAAAUGUAUUUAUAAUAAAAUGCCUUUUUAACAAUUCA
This is a messenger RNA of Peromyscus californicus insignis, 13269 nucleotides long. RefSeq names its product helicase with zinc finger (gene Helz). Gene Ontology annotation, biological process: regulatory ncRNA-mediated post-transcriptional gene silencing. Gene Ontology annotation, molecular function: helicase activity; protein binding; metal ion binding. The record is from RefSeq and is a predicted model, not a curated record. The transcript has 33 exons. Lineage: Eukaryota; Metazoa; Chordata; Mammalia; Rodentia; Cricetidae. Gene Ontology annotation, cellular component: P granule; cytosol. The coding region runs from base 240 to 6092 and encodes 1950 amino acids.